This is a messenger RNA of Schistosoma bovis, 4919 nucleotides long. NCBI's taxonomy places the organism in Eukaryota, Metazoa, Platyhelminthes, Trematoda, Strigeidida, Schistosomatidae. The record is from the annotation of a GenBank genome assembly.
UUCGUAUCGAUGCUCGCUUUUGUACUAGCGUCCUGAUUCCCGUAAUGGAAACAGAAAGGAGUGACAAGUUGUUGCAAGAAAAAGCAAGAAAGCAACUGGCAAAAGAUCUUAAGCCGAUUGAAAAGCUCAGAUACCAGUGUCUUUUACGUGGUGCAUCCGGGAUAGCUGGUAUAGGAAGACAAUUUCGAAUUAUUGAUGAUGACGGAAACAAAAAGCUUGAUUUCAAGGAAUUUUCAAAGGGGUGCAAAGACUUCGGUGUGGAUCUGUCCAAAGAUGAAAUUAAAGAGAUUUUUGAUGAAAUCGACGCAGAUCAGAGUGGAUUUAUUGAUUUCGAUGAGUUUCUUAUGUCUUUAAGACCUCCUAUGAGCAAAUGUAGGCUUGACGUACUGAACAAAGCAUUUCUGAAAAUGGAUAAGACGAAAGAUGGUGCAAUAACUAUUGAAGAUUUAAAAGGCGUGUAUAAUGUAAAAAACCAUCCAAAGUUUAUAAAUGGAGAAAAAACUGAAGAUGAAAUUUUAGUUGAAUUUUUAAAAACAUUUCAACCACAAAACAAUGCUGAUGAAGUUGUAAGCAGUUUUAAGCAUAUGAUUUUAUUUUUCUAUGAACAUGAAUAUUUUUUACAUUCACUCAUUUUUUUCAAAUCUUACGAUAUUGUUUUCUGACCACAAUAUGAACAGAAAUCCUGAAUAUUUUUCGUCAGUAAUUUUCCUACUCAUUUUAAUUUCAUUUGUCACUAUUGCUAUAAUUUUGAAUCCUUUCCUUAAUGCUCAAAACACUACAGUUGCUUUGAUCUUACAUUUACAGAUGUAACGUUUGAAGUCAGAAAAAAUGCAUAGGUUCAGUUAAACAUUAAGUUAUCUCAAAAUAGCGAUCAGAAAUAUGAUGCAAAAAGCUAUUUGGUGAAAUAUGUUUUGCUUUAAAUAUAAAAAUGGAGUACUUGUGGCAGGCGCAUUUCGGAUUUUUAGAUUUGAGGCACUUUAAAAUUGUGCCAUUACAUACUACAAUUGUCAUCACAAAUGCAUAACAAUAAUAGCUCCUCAACUUUGACAUUUGAUCGGAUCAUAUCAUAUAAUUCAGUAUAAAUAAUCUAUUCUUUAAAGUAGUAAUUUAAAACUUAAAAAACGAGUUUGUACGGGGACAACGUGAAAUUUAUCAUUGUUUUAAUUCUACCUACCAUAAAAAUGGACAUAUUUUGGUAAAGAAUUGGUUUGGAAAAAAUAAUAUAUCCGUUUUAAACAUUUACUGGAUAUCCGAAUGCAGAAAUGAAUAAUUGUUUCUCAUUACUUGCCAACAUUUUGAGAAUGUAUAUAUGUUCAACUUUGUCGAAUGCUGAACUCAGAAUAAUAGCUAUUUCUCGGUGGUUGUGAUUUACUUAACAUUUUUACUUAACACAAUUUACGUAAUUGUUAACCAUUAAUAUUUUAAAGGUAAGCGCCUUUCUUCUAUAUUAAUUGUGAUGAAGCAAGACAAAAAAACGCUAACUUUAAAUGUUUCAGGUGACAAGAGAAGAAUUUUUCAAUUAUUACACUGGUAUCAGCGCAUCAAUUGACAAUGAUGCUUAUUUCGACUUAAUGAUACGACAAGCCUAUAAAAUUUAAACUGGACAAAGUUUGUUUACUCAGUGUAUCUAUUUAUAUACAUGUAUAUAUGUAUACAUAUGACUUAUUUUAGGCAAUUUUUUAGUUUGUUGUGUGUAAAAAUUAAAACGUAACAUGUAUUGCCUACUACAUACCAUGCACAUGUUGAUGAUGAUUUUAUCCUAUAUAUAUAACCUUUAUACAGUAGGAGAUUAUUGGCAAACUAUAGUCAAGCCACAGCUCAAUAGAUGAGUGAAUGAAUUUGCGUUCAACAGGUUAGAAGCUCAAGUCUCACCUCAUCCGCCAGACGGUAAUGCAAGCGACCAGAAAUUGUAAAUACUUUAUAACCCAGUAAACCAUUAUACACUAGGAUCUUAAAUUAAUAUGUACGUAUAUAUGUAUGCGAAAAUUCCUUAGCAAGUCAAUGAGUGUUUCAUAUUUAUAUUAUUACGAACGGGAUAUUUAUCGUUUUUACAAAAGUAGGAUUAAACAGAAAUUAUAAAAAUUAAUUUUUUAAUAAAAUGAAUUCUAAGCUCUUGCAAUAUUACUUCAAUUUCGCUCGAAACGGGACAGAGUUUGAACUAAUUAUGAUUUAGGCUAAAAUCAGUAGCCUGUUUCUUAUAAUUGUUUACGUAACUUGUAACGAAAAGAUUAAAUAAGAGGAAGAUGUGCAAAACAUAGAGCAUUGUUUAGGAGGACCUGAAAAAGCAGAUGUAGAACUUUGUUUUAUCAAAGUACACAAUGUAGUCUUUACUUCAGAAUGAUUGUAGAAAGACAGAAUAAUAAAAUUAAUGAGAGAAAUAAUAUUGAAACACUUGAAGGAAUUAGUUUAAGAACAAGAUGCUCAACACUUUGAAAGCAUAGUAAAUUCCUUGUAUAUUUUAAGAAGAAAUUACUUAUCAUUUUCAAUCAUAUGGUUUCAUUAUUUCAAAGACUAUAAAGUUCGAAUAGAUUGUUUUUUUAUUGGUAUAUCUGUGAGGGCUGUUCAAUAUAAAGUUAGUUUUCAUCACUGACUAAUAUCAGGUGUAAGAUCACUGAAAAUUCAUGAAUACUUUGCGGGUGUCUUGUAUAGUAAUCAGUGAUUUUCAAUUUGUCUUUAGUUGGUGUCAUUUGUGCAACGAAAACAGCUUUAAAAAUUGAUAAUUAUAAUUACUAUUAUGAUAACUAUAUAUCUAUGCAUUGAUGGGUGAAUUGAAUGCUUUAUAUGUGGAUAUAUAUUUGUUGUUCAUUUAUAACCUGAGUUUAAUUUUGUGUUGCCUAGAUUUCGCUUUUAAGUAACAUCAAUAAUUGCAAAUACACUAUGGCAUUAACCUUUAUCAUAUUAGCUUCAUAUACCCUUUUUUCCAGUGUAUAAUCAGUCUAUGAUCUACUGACAAACAGAUUUUUCAUGCCCAUGUAUUUUUCCCUGUAAACAUGCCUCAUACCUGGCAUAGAAGAGUCAAAACCUGAAAGAGCUAUUAGAGCUUAGCGUAACCAUAAAACAGUCGAUAGUAUAUCUUAGAAACUGGUGAAGCUUGUAAUCGAUUAUGAAAGCGUUCACUCAGAUAUAGUUUGGCAGUGAUAUUUAAACAACUGUGAGUUGAUUAAUUGAAAAAUUAUCUCAAUCUCAGACCAGGUAAUUGAAAUAAUGAACUAAGAGGUUCUAUUGGGCUUUAACUACCUUCUGGUUUGAGACUAUUCCCAAACAACCUGAGUGGGAUAAAAAACAUAGGCGCCCUCAAACUGUUAAGAAAGAUGAAAAGAACAGUUAAUAUAAGGGAAGGAAGAGUAGACUCACUUCCUACUUACUUGCGCCUGUUACCCCUCGUGGAGCAACAUAGGCCGCACACCAGCAUUCUCCAUCCAACUCUGUCCUGGAAAAUCCUUUCCAGUUCUUUUGAGUUACUAUUCAUCCAUUGCAUGUCUGCUUCCGAUUCCCGUCGUAGUGUAUUCUCUGGCCUUCCUCAUUUCUGUUUCCACUCACGAUUCCAAGUUAGCGUUUGCCCGUGAUGUAGUUUGGUGAUUUCCGUAAUUUGUGUGCUACCCACCUUCAGUAUCUAUUACUAAUUCUCUCUUCAUUUGGAAGAUGGUUUGUUCUCUCCCACAGUAGGCUGUUGCUGAUGGUAUCCGGCUAAUGGAUGUUGAGUAUCUUGCAUAGACAAGCGCUUAUAAAUAUUUGUACCUUUUUGGUGAUGGAUGUGGUAGUUCUCAAAUUUUCUUUGUUCAUCGAUGAUGCUACCCAGAUACAUUAAGGUUUUCACCUCUUCCAGAGUUUCUCCACCAAAUAUGACUGGCUUAGUCUUCUUCGUGUUGUAUUCGAGGAUCUUACUUCUUCCUUUGUAUAUGUUGAGGUCUACUGAUUCAGAGGCUGCUGCUACAAUAGUUGUCCUUAUCUGCAUUUGUUCAUGUUUAUGGGAUAGAAGGGCCAGAUCAUCUGAGUAGUAGAAAUCUUCUAAUUGAUUCCGAGCCGUCUAUUGUAUAUUGUCAGGUCCUACUGCUUUCCCACUCUUGAUUUGUGUGAUGGCCAUCCUGAUUUCUUCCGUCAUUGAUGGAGUGAUAUCUAUAGGAAUUUUCGUGCUUGCUGAUUCGCUGUCCGGUGGAUUUAAUGCAGCCAGUCUGUUCAAGAGUUCAUCUAAGUGUUGUUGAGUGAGUUAGAAGCAGGUUGAAAGAGAGUUAUGGAUGCGUGGGCCAAGACAUGAGAUUGGUUGUUUUGGUUGAUACAUCGUGCGGUAAACGCGAUCAGUGGUUUGGUACGUUAUACAACAUAGAUUUCUCUUUUUGUGUGCCUCUAGAUUCUGGGUUUUGAGAUAAUUUUAUUGCUUGAAAUGAUUCUUUCUUCAUAAUGUCUAAUUGUUUUUAAUAUCCCUGAAACUGCUACUGUAUUGCGAUGCAUUUGAUUAAUUUGAUAUCCUUUUUGUAAUUUAGUAUGACAGCUUGGUUUGAUUUACAUUUGUGUUAGAUUCUAAUGAAUACAGAUUUUAUCCAUAAUUGUUAACUCUCUUCCAAUUUUUUUCUUUGAAAUUAGAUAACUCGUGAAGAAUUUUUCAAUUACUAUUCUGGUCUCAGUGCAUCUGUUGACAAUGACGCUUAUUUUGAUUUAAUGAUUCGAUGCUCUUUUAAAUUAUAAAUAACAAGUGUUAAUUAGUAAGUAAUUAGUAAGUAGGUAAGUAAAAAUGAACGGAUCAGUGCGAAACAGGCUAACAACAGAAAAGGAAAAUGCUUUAGUUUUUCGGUUUUGGUUAAACUAUUUUUCAUAUGUGUGUAUAGUAAAAAAAAUUUAUAGUUUUAGUUAUUUUCUUUUCCUUUCGAAAAAGAUUCAAUAGAAAUCGUCUUUCCUGUUUAUUAUUAUUAUUAUUAUUAUUA